AUGGAGCAGGUGAAAAUCCUUGCUCUGUACGACAACAACGACCUCGUGCUUCUGAACGCAGAAAACGAACGAUGCGAAAACAAAUUCGAGGCAACGGUGAAGGACGCAGAUAAGAAAAUCUGCCAACUGAAAAAUGGAAGCUUCCUCCUGUUGAGCGUGAAUAAAAAAGUGGUGUCCAAAUAUGUGUGCACGAAGAGUGCCCCCAUUUCAACUAAGCACAUGCGCGUACAGUUGAAUGUGAUAAGGCUAACAAACAAUGAAAAAAUAAUUAUCGGAGGAGACAAACUUGGCAACGUAUACGUGUGGUCUGCACUCUCAGGGUUAUUAUUGAAUUCCUUUCAAGCGCAUUACGGUAUAGUGAAGGAUAUAAUAAUUGAUCAGAUAGCCAACGUCCUGUACACGUAUAGUGAUGACAAUGUCGUUCAUGUAUACAAUUUACCUGACCUGUUCAGAAAAAAAAAAAUUAAUCCAUUGUUACGCUAUCAACACAGCAUAAAUGCAACAAUAACACAAAUUCUUUCGAUCACGCCAAAUGUAUAUGGCUCGUACUACUCCUUGAUGACCCUUACUACAAAUGGGACGCUACAUGUGUGGGGAUUGAAGUCGAAUGAACCAACUCACAUUUUGAAGACACAUUCUGAGAACUGUACAUACAUUUGCACGAAUGACCCUUUCAAUACGCAUUUAUAUCUGUGCAGAGAAAACAAAAUAUUUCGUAUUCCCUUCUCGCAAUUUGAUCAAAGGGAGGAAGAUUCUUCAGCUCAAGUGAGUCAGGGUGUAUACCAUGGAGAACGACGUGCGGAAGAAAAACUAUCUGCAUAUGGAGACUACGUUGAGGUAAAAAAUGGAGAACAAAAUGCAGAAAUUCAUCAGGUGCAGCGAAACACUUCCCGAAAAUGCGAGUCAAAAGUGAAUUUCCAAAACUGCACAACGUUCGUUGGACACAAAAGUCAAGUAAUAAAAUGCCACGUAAAUAACAAAAGGGAAAACAUGAUUUCCCUAGCGAGGGAUGGAAUAAAAAUAUGGGACCUCUUCAACUGCUACGCUGUGAAGACACUGAAAUAUGGAGAAAAUAUAAUUGAUUUUUUUAUUCCAUUUGUUGGUAAGCAGUCCAUAAAUACUUCCUCCUAUUUUAUGGAGUUCCCGCACCUGCUCCUUGAAUGUGAAAACGACGUGAAGGUACACAAGGUCGCUCCCGAUUUAUGCGAGGGUAGCAGUUACGAUGGCCCACUCGCAGAUAGAGAUGAAAAUUUACUUCUUCAAAUGGAAACCAUGUUCGCUGGGCUGGAAGAUUGA
Messenger RNA from Plasmodium knowlesi strain H, 1296 nucleotides. RefSeq names its product WD repeat-containing protein, putative. Gene Ontology annotation, biological process: rRNA processing; DNA-templated DNA replication. Gene Ontology annotation, molecular function: protein binding. The coding region runs from base 1 to 1296 and encodes 431 amino acids. The record is from RefSeq and is a predicted model, not a curated record. Gene Ontology annotation, cellular component: nuclear pre-replicative complex. The transcript has a single exon. Lineage: Eukaryota; Apicomplexa; Aconoidasida; Haemosporida; Plasmodiidae.